ACCAACCUGACAGAGCUGAAGUCAUUUGGGUCUCCACCUCCGGCUGUCAGCAAUGUCACUGCUGCCGUGAUGGUGCUUAUGGCCCCCGGUGGCAAAGUGCCCAAGGACCGGAGCUGGAAGGCUGCUAAGGUCACUAUGGCCAGAGUGGAUGGCUUCCUGGACUCCCUCAUCAACUUUGACAAAGAGAACAUUCACGAGAACUGCCUCAAAGCCAUUCGGCCAUAUCUGCAAGACCCUGAGUUCAAUCCGGAGUUUGUGGCCACCAAGUCCUAUGCAGCUGCAGGCCUCUGCUCUUGGGUCAUAAACAUCGUAAGGUUCUACGAGGUCUUCUGCGAUGUGGAACCCAAGCGCCAGGCAUUGAACAAAGCCACCUCGGACCUCACCGCUGCCCAGGAGAAGUUGGCAGCCAUCAAAGACAAGAUCGCUCACCUUAAUGAAAACCUGGCAAGGCUCACAGCCAAGUUUGAGAGAGCAACGGCAGACAAAGUCAAAUGUCAGCAAGAAGCACAAGUGACGGCAGGAACCAUCUCCCUUGCAAACCGCCUGGUUGGAGGACUCGCUGCUGAAAAUGUGAGGUGGGCAGAAGCCGUGCAGAACUUCAAACAGCAGGAAGGGACGUUAUGUGGCGACAUUUUACUGACUGCAGCUUUCAUUUCAUACCUCGGCUUCUUUACAAAGAAAUACCGGCAGAGCCUCGUGGAGGGGACCUGGAGACCCUACCUGAGCCAGCUGACGGUUCCCAUCCCUGCCACCCCAGCCCUGGAUCCCCUGAGGGUGCUGACGGACGACGCCGCCGUGGCCGCCUGGCAGAACGAGGGCCUCCCUGCGGACCGCAUGUCUGUGGAGAAUGCCACCAUCCUCAGCAGCUGCGAGCGCUGGCCGCUGCUGGUGGACCCUCAGCUGCAAGGCGUCAAAUGGAUCAAAGCCAGACAUGGCGAAGACCUCCGGGUCACCCAGAUUGGUCAGAAAGGCUACCUUCAAACCAUCGAGCAUGCCCUGGAAGCCGGAGAUGUGGUGCUGAUUGAAAACCUAGAGGAGUCCAUUGAUCCUGUUCUAGGACCCCUGCUUGGGAGAGAAGUCAUUAAAAAAGGACGGUUCAUUAAAAUUGGAGACAAAGAGUGUGAAUACAAUCCCAAGUUCCGGCUCAUCCUUCACACCAAGCUGGCCAAUCCUCACUACCAGCCAGAGCUGCAGGCUCAGGCCACCCUGAUCAACUUCACUGUGACCAGGGACAGCCUGGAGGACCAACUACUGGCUGCUGUGGUCAGCAUGGAGAGGCCUGACCUGGAGCAGCUGAAGUCAGAGCUCACAAAGCAGCAGAAUGGAUUCAAAAUCACCCUGAAAACAUUAGAAGACAACCUGCUUUCUCGCCUCUCUUCAGCAUCUGGGAACUUCCUAGAAGAAACGGCCUUGGUGGAAAACCUCGAGAUCACCAAGCAGACUGCCACAGAAGUCGAGAAAAAGGUCCAGGAGGCCAAGGUGACUGAAGCACAAAUCAACGAGGCCCGAGAGCACUAUAGGCCAGCAGCUGCCCGAGCCUCUCUGCUCUACUUCAUCAUGAACGACCUCAGCAAGAUUCACCCCAUGUACCAGUUUUCUCUCAAGAUUGCAGGAACANCCCCCGAUGAGAGCCUCAGGGUGCGGGUGACCAAUCUAAUCGACAGCAUAACCUUCUCCGUAUACCAGUACACCACCCGCGGGCUCUUCGAGUGUGACAAGCUGACCUACCUUGCCCAGCUUACCUUUCAGAUUCUCCUCAUGAACCAGGAAGUCAACACAGCAGAGCUGGAUUUUCUGCUUAGAUCUCCAGUGCAGACAGGCAUCACCAGCCCAGUGGAGUUCCUCUCCCAUCAGGCCUGGGGAGGCAUCAAGGCACUUUCAUCCAUGGAAGAAUUCUGUAAUCUGGAUCGGGACAUUGAGGGAUCUGCCAAGAGCUGGAAGAAGUUUGUGGAGUCAGAAUGUCCUGAAAAGGAGAAGUUCCCCCAGGUGUGGAGGAACAAGACAGCCUUGCAGCGCCUCUGCAUGAUGAGGGCCGUGCGGCCGGACCGGAUGACCUACGCCAUGCGAGAUUUUGUUGAGGAGAAGUUAGGAAGCAAGUAUGUGGUGGGAAGAGCGUUAGAUUUUGCAACCUCAUUUGAAGAAUCAGGACCAGCCACUCCCAUGUUUUUUAUCCUGUCUCCAGGAGUGGACCCGAUGAAGGACGUGGAAAAUCAAGGAAAAAAACUUGGAUAUACCUUCAACAAUCGGAACUUUCACAACGUGUCUUUGGGGCAGGGACAGGAGGUAGUGGCUGAGGCUGCGCUGGACCUCGCUGCCAAGAAAGGUCACUGGGUUAUUUUGCAGAACAUCCACCUGGUGGCCAAGUGGCUCAGCACCCUGGAGAAGAAGCUGGAGGAGCACAGUGAGAAUAGCCACCCAGAGUUCAGGGUCUUCAUCAGUGCAGAGCCAGCGCCCUCCCCAGAGAGCCACAUCAUCCCCCAGGGCAUCCUGGAGAACUCCAUUAAGAUCACCAAUGAGUCCCCCACGGGCAUGCAUGCCAACCUGCACAAGGCCCUGGACAACUUCACUCAGGACACUCUGGAGAUGUGUUCCCGGGAGACGGAGUUCAAGAGCAUCCUCUUUGCUCUUUGUUAUUUUCACGCGGUGGUGGCAGAAAGACGGAAGUUUGGGCCCCAGGGAUGGAAUCGGUCGUACCCCUUUAACACUGGGGACCUCACCAUCUCCGUGAACGUGCUCUACAACUUCCUGGAGGCUAACACAAAGGUCCCCUAUGAUGAUUUGCGCUACCUGUUUGGCGAGAUCAUGUACGGAGGUCAUAUCACAGAUGACUGGGACAGGAGACUCUGCAAAGCCUAUCUGGAGGAAUUCAUUAAACCAGAAAUGUUAGAAGGAGAGCUGUUUCUGGCUCCAGGGUUCCCCAUCCCAGGCAACAUGGACUACAAUGGUUACCAUCAGUACAUCGAUGCCGAGCUGCCCCCCGAGUCGCCCUACCUCUACCGACUCCACCCGAAUGCGGAGAUUGGCUUCCUGACCCAGACCUCAGAAAAGCUCUUCCGCACCGUGCUGGAGCUGCAGCCUCAGGACAGCCAAGUCAGAGAUGGAGCAGGAGCCACGAGAGAAGAAAAGGUCAAAGCUCUUCUGGAAGAAAUACUAGAGCGGAUGACAGAUGAGUUUAACAUCCCCGAGCUGAUGGCCAAAGUGGAGGAGCGUACCCCCUACGUUGUUGUUGCCUUCCAGGAGUGUGAACGCAUGAACAUCCUCACCAGAGAGAUCCAGCGCUCACUGAGGGAGCUGGGCCUUGGCCUAAAG
Messenger RNA from Galeopterus variegatus (Sunda flying lemur), 3309 nucleotides. RefSeq names its product dynein heavy chain 9, axonemal-like. Gene Ontology annotation, cellular component: dynein complex. The annotation marks the transcript as partial. Gene Ontology annotation, biological process: microtubule-based movement. The record is from RefSeq and is a predicted model, not a curated record. Gene Ontology annotation, molecular function: dynein intermediate chain binding; dynein light intermediate chain binding; minus-end-directed microtubule motor activity. Lineage: Eukaryota; Metazoa; Chordata; Mammalia; Dermoptera; Cynocephalidae. The transcript has 18 exons.